Messenger RNA from Odontomachus brunneus, 3067 nucleotides. RefSeq lists its product as uncharacterized. The coding region runs from base 253 to 1116 and encodes 287 amino acids. The transcript has 3 exons. The record is from RefSeq and is a predicted model, not a curated record. Lineage: Eukaryota; Metazoa; Arthropoda; Insecta; Hymenoptera; Formicidae.
CGUCGAGGGCGAGACGCGGGUUCAGAAGCUUAGUACUGCUCCUCAGUCCGCACGUCGGGAUUGAGAAGAGUGCGCGUCGAAGGGUACUCCGGUACACGCGACACCGUGUCGACCAGCUGAUCGGAAGCGAGCCGAGAGAGGGAGAGAGAAAAGGACCGCUGUUUCGCCGUAAGCCACGCUCCCGUCGCCGCCAGCCCUUCUCGCGCCUCCUACGGCCCCUCCGUGACUUCUCGGGCCCAACAGAAUAUCACCAUGAAGGCGACUCCGGUACUGGUAUUAUUCGUCUUAGGAGUAUGUUUGGCCAAUCCAGUGGAGAAGAAGGAGAAGAUCAGCGUCGUCGAGCAGCAGUCUGCGACGCUGAGCUCGUCGGACCGAGCCAAGUACGAGGAGGAGCUUCUGCGUAAGCUCAAUUCGAAAUGCUCCCAGAACGAUAUCAGCAGCUGCGUGAUGUUGAAGCUGGUGACGUACAUGAACAAGUUGCUGAAGAAGGCAUCGAUCGAGUUGACGGACGACAUCGAGAUCCGGAAGACGAGCCAGACGUCGGAGGACGUGAUCACGUUCGAGGCUGGCAGGAGCAAGGACGACGAGACUCAGAUCCUCGACCUCGUUGCGAAUAAGGUCUACGCUUUCGUCAAGUCGAGGAGCAUCAAGUGGAGGAUCCUGCCCGAGGACGACAUCGUCGUUUCCGCGUCUGAGGGCGACACGGGCUCGUUGAACUUCGGCCUCUCUAUUGAACGCGCUGACAAGCCUAUUCAAGACGGCCGCGGCAAGAAGAACAAUCAGAUGGGUCCGUUAAUCGCGGCCGCCAUGUUGAAGAUCGGCCUGAUCGGCGGCCUCGCGUUCAAAGCGCUCGCCCUGCUGGUCGGCAAAGCGCUCCUUCUGUCGAAGAUCGCCCUUCUGCUGGCCGGCAUCAUCGGCCUGAAGAAGCUCUUCUCGCAACAGAAGCACGUCACGUACGAGGUAGUGGCGCAUCCUCAUCACGGCUCGAGCCAUUCCUUCGAACAUGGCCACGGCGACAGCUACUCCAGCGGUUGGGCGAGAAACUUCCCAGGAUUGACGCCGAUCUCCGGCAAGCCAGACGCUCAUGAGUUGGCUUACUCGGCGCACGUCAAGUGAACGACACCCGUCUUCCCAGCGCAAGCAGGAUCCGAGGACCGUUCAGACGAUCGAGACGCUCGAUCCAACUCCACGGCGUCCUCGGAUCGGCGCCCGGGAACGUGUUCUUGGACCCCUUCGCGGAGAAUCCACCCCGAUCGAGUAUUUAUUGCGCCGCCCUUCGUUGCCCUUCAUUUUCUCUUUAUCCCACCUGUCAUCCUCCUUCCACGAUCACCCCUCGUUGUUCCCUGCGAGCCUGAAAUCCCGCACGACAGACCUACGCAUAAAACGACGAUGACGACGACGACGAGGACGAGACACGUCACCGACGCACGCACAGUUUACGCACGUAGUUCAACGGAUACAGCACGGCGACAGCUUCACCGUGACGUCACAUCGCGGAUUAUGGUGAUACGUAGCCCGAGUGGAUAAGAGCCUCUCGAAUGCAUACGGUACACACUCGCAUCGUUGGGCUCUCACCUACUUUCGUGACUGCACUCGAGCAUAAUCGCGGAUUACUGCGAGACUCUCAGUCGUCAGGAUAUCGGACGCGCACAUAUCAGCGUCAUUAUUGGCGUUCUCGUUCAUUGUUGCUGGUGGUUGUUCGAAUCUCCGCGAUAGCUCGAAAGCUCUCUCGUGCACAUUCAAUGCUGACCGUCUGUUUUUCCGCUCAGAUUCUCGUCGCGUGUCUAACGCCGGGCACGCGAUCGUCUGAUUAUCCUUUCUCGCGUUAACCGAGAGGAAAAAUAUCUAAACGAGUAUUUAUUCGUAGGUGUUAAUACACACUUACUUAAAGAUUCUUUCAUUCAAACAGAAUAAACAGUUGGAAAGCUUACAGUUUACGGAAAGCUACGGAUUUUGUGAGAAAAUGUUAUAGUUUGCUUUUUUCAUGUAAAUUCUGUUCCAUGUAAAUUUUGCUACGUUUCUGGUAGUGCAAGAGUAGAUUGCCAGUAAAGUCUACUUUGCCCAAUGAACACAGCAAAUUUUUUAAUAGCACAUUUCAGUUCUUGGAAGAUAAAUAGCAUAUGAGAAAUGGCAGGAUAAUAAAUUACUGCAAAUUGUCCCAUCUCUCGGUUACAAAAUUCUAAUUUUUAAAAUAAAAAUUCCCUAUAUUGAAAAGAAAGUAUUUUUCUCAGUGUAAAGAUAUGUAUAUUGAUAAGAGUAAAUACGUUACUAGUACUCAUGGGAUAAAAAUGUUUAGUAUUCUUUAGAUAUUUUUUUCUUUCACAGUAUAGCUUUGGAAAAAUCUAGACAAUUCAGAAUCAGAUGACUGUAUUUUUAGUGUUGACUAUAGAGUUAAAGAAACGCGAGGAAAAGAGCACAUUGUGUGUGCUUCAUCUUCCAUACUAUUCGUUACUCGUUAUUAAUUUAUUUAUCCGAAAAUGUGAGGCAUUUCUCUAGACUCGAAGUAUCUCGUUGAGUUUGAAGUGCGGUGCGUGAACAUGUGGAAAUUCGCACUUGAAAGUCGCGAGUCUGGGAGUUAUCUCUUCGAUAAGAUUCCCCGGCAGUCUCAUGCAAUUUUAGAUUAUGAAGGAAAUUGCGAGGUUAGGAAGAAAUACGUGCAAAUAAUUGGAGAAUGAUCGCAGAGUAACUUGCGAGAGGAUCAUUACGCGAACGUUAUGCGAGUAAUCGAACGAUUACACAGUUGGUGCAUCAUUAGUCGCGAAAUAGGACGUGUCUUUCUUAGCGGAGAGUCUUGCAGUGAUCUGCUGAACGCAAUAGACAGACAGACAGACGUACUUGUUACUGCGGACUGCUGUUUGUCAACGGAAGGACGCCAAAAUUUCACGAGUUGCGACAACAAACCACACACAUACACAUAAACACAAAAAUGCGUGUAACUAUGUUUUAUUUAUAAUUAAUCCGUGUCUAACUUAUCGUCCCGUCCGAUUAACGAGACUGCGAGAAUGUAUGAUAAUAUAUUUCUGUUAUUUGUGUAUAAAUAAAUAAAUAUUUAUUAUUUUUAUAGAAA